Molecule: messenger RNA, 4152 nt
Organism: Balaenoptera acutorostrata (minke whale)
Lineage: Eukaryota; Metazoa; Chordata; Mammalia; Artiodactyla; Balaenopteridae
Gene: TBCE
Product: tubulin folding cofactor E
Exons: 18
Coding region: 111-1697 (528 amino acids)
Biological process (GO): protein folding
Molecular function (GO): alpha-tubulin binding
Source: RefSeq, a predicted model, not a curated record
CGCCCAGAGCCGGAAGCUGCCCUGGGGCAAGACGCGAGACGGGGGCUGCCGCUCAGACCACCCUGGCGGACCGCAGAUCUCCUCAUAUUUUGGAUUCUGGCAAUGUUAUAAUGAAUGACACUUUGACAUCAGAUGUCAUUGGUCGGAGAGUCGAAGUUAAUGGAGAACAUGCAACAGUGCGUUUUUCUGGCGUUGUCCCUCCUAUGGCAGGACUCUGGUUAGGAGUAGAAUGGGACAAUCCCGAGAGGGGAAAGCAUGAUGGAAGCCACGAAGGGACUGUGUAUUUUAAAUGCAGGCACCCAACAGGAGGAUCCUUCAUUCGUCCAAACAAAGUAAAUUUUGGAGUAGACUUUCUCACUGCGAUUAAGAACCGCUAUGCGUUAGAGGAUGAACCAGAGGAAGAGGGAAAAGAGCAGAUUGUUACAAUUGGAAAUAAACCUGUGGAAACCAUUGGUUUUGACUCUGUUGUAAAACAGCAAAGUCAGCUGAGCAAGUUGCAGGAAGUUUCUUUGAGGAACUGCGCAGUAAAUGGUCCUGGUGACAAAGGAGGAAUUGCCAAAGCUUGUCCUAAUCUUAGAAGCAUAGAUUUGUCAAAAAACCUGUUGUCAUCAUGGGAUGAAGUCGUAGAUAUUGCUGACCAGCUCAAGCACCUGGAAGUCCUUAAUCUCAGUGAAAACAAACUAAAAUUUCCCUCCAGUUCACCAUCUCCAACUGGAACAUUUUCUGCACUGAAGGUUUUAGUCCUUAACCGGAUAGGAAUUACAUGGACGGAGGUGCUCCGCUGUGCCUCUGGGUGUCCUGUCCUUGAGAAACUGUACCUUGAGUCCAACAGUAUCGUCAUUUCAGAAAGGCCGACUGAUGUUCUACAGACGGUCAAGUUGUUAGACCUUUCUUCUAAUCAAUUAAUUGAUGAAAACCAGCUGUUUCUAAUAGCAUAUCUGCCCAGAUUAGAACAACUAAUCCUUUCUGACAUUGGACUUUCUUCUAUACAUUUUCCAGACGCUGGAGUUGGGUGCAAAACAUCAAUGUUUCCUUCCCUGCAAUACCUGGUACUAAAUGACAAUCGGAUAUCACAGUGGUCGUUUUUCAACGAGCUGGAUAAGUUACAGAGUCUGCAUACGCUGUCCUGCGCCAGAAACCCCCUGACUGAAAGCAGCAAAGACGCACAGACCACACGGCAGUUCAUCAUCGCCAGGAUCGGUCAGCUGAGGACCCUGAACAAGUGUGCGAUUCAACGAGAGGAAAGGCGUGGGGCUGAGCUUGAUUACCGAAAAGCAUUCGGAAACGAAUGGAAAAAGGCUGGUGGACAUCAAGAUCCAGACAAAAACAGACCAAACGAGGAAUUUCUUGCAGCCCAUCCUAGAUACCAGUCACUCUGCCUCAAAUAUGGUGCACCUGAAGAUGGGGAACUCAAAGUGCAACAACCAUUUUUGCUCAAAAACCAGCUACUAACACUGAAGAUAAAACAUCCUAAUCAACUUGAUCAGAAAGUCAUAGAGAAACGACUGCCAGAAUCCAUGACAAUUCAAAAGGUGAAAGGCUUGCUGUCACGUCUUCUCAAAGUUCCUGUGUCAGAACUUCUGUUGUCCUACGAAAGUCCCAAAAUGCCGGGCAGAGAGAUUGAACUAGAAAAUGAUCAACAGUCAUUACAGUUUUAUUCUGUGGAAAAUGGAGACUGUCUAUUAGUGCGAUGGUAACAGCCAACUAAUAAAAUUCAGAGUUAUACCUAAACUGAGACGACAUUCUUCUACAGAAGCUUACUAGUGCUGACUGAAAUUCAGUUACAUGAGGUAAACAUUAGGCAAUGAAAGGAAGAAAAGCAAGAUGCUUUCAAUGCCAAGGAUUUAGAACUAUCCUUCCCUAUGGCAUUAAAACCCUGAGACGUGUUUGAUUUUACUUAUAUUCACAAAAUUUUAGCACUUUAAAGAAAAUAGGAGUACUAAGCUGUGGUCUUCAGGAUUUAUGUUAAAUGGCAAAAGGAAACUUGGGUGGAAUUAGUCCACUUAAUAAAUGAACUUAAAAACCAAGGUCCAAAACUCAGCGUUACAUUGGUUCCUUUUCAAGUUGCCCACUUCAUUGAGAGAUCCACAAAAUCUGACAUGAUUUCAAGAAACCCCUGACUUUGGUAUCAGUGACCACUGCUCAUACGUGAUCACAGAUCACACAGCAUUUCUGUGAGUUCUUUUUGGCCCUUAAUUAUCCUUACGCUAUCCAGAGCUAUUCUGCAAUCUAGGUUGAAAUUCAAACUUCCACUUACUACUCAAGAUUUCUGAACUAGGCCAAGUUUUAACCAAAAAUGAUUGAUAGGUAAUAAAUUACUAACAGAAAUGAUGCACUAGGACUUGGAAAUAUUUUUUUCUUUUAUAAACAAUUUGGUAUUUUUCAAAUCAUCUUCCAAUAUAUAAGUAAUUUUUUUCUUACACUACAGUAUCUGUUGAUUUUUAAAAAGGAAAUUUUGUGCAAAUGUUAAGAAAUACCACAUUGGUGACCUGUGAAAGUGCCAGCCAAGAACUAUCCUGAAAGACCAUAUAAUCUGCGGCCAAACCUUGGGCUUUCCUCAGACUUCCGCUCAGAUCAUCAUUCACCCACCCUGACCUUUAACACUGCAAACUGACCUCAUCAUCCUCUUGCUUCACACCGACAAGGAUCACCGCACAACUCCUUCAGUUUCCACAGCUGUGUUAGUUCUUGCGGAGAAUACUGAGGGGAAGACAGCAUUCCUGUUUCACAGGUCUUCUCACACAGCCACAGGCUGUCCUGUUGAAAAAUGAAACAAAAGCUGAUUUGGGAGCCCUGACACCCUGCUGGAAGACAGCUGAAAUCGUGCAUACAGGAGCUUCCAGAUCCCAGUGAGGCUGAAGUUAUUUCAAAGACACGUGCAUGUGUGAACCCACUCAGUUUGUGGGGGACAGGAAAAGCACACACCGGUGACCCUGAGGCUGUGGAAUAAAGAAACAGUGCAGUGUGUGCAUUAAGAGUUUGCAAAGGGUGUUCUAUGCAGAGGGUGUGGAAACCACAAAUGCAGAGUUUCGUAUUUGCUACUGGAGAAGAGGUGGCCAAAUAGCAUUAUGAACAACAGCAAGUACUGAGGGAAUGGUUACAAUAUUCGGGGGACAAUACCAAGUGCUUUAUAAAUAUUAUCCAAUUUAAUUCUCACAAUAACCCUGUGAGGUAGGAAUUAUUUCCUUUUUACAAAUGAGAAACUAAGAGUGAAGAAACUUGCUCAAGGUCGCGGUGAAGUUCAUGCUGGUAGGCUGAGUAGGAAGGAUCGAAAUGGAGUCUUGUCAGACUCAGAGUCGGAGUUUUCACCCACCAGCCUACUUCCCAGCUCCGUGGACUGGCUUCUGUUUCCAGCAAAUAUAGCAGAAUAUAGAUCCCAUUCAAUUUGAGAACAUAGAAAGGAGGGAUAUAAUAAAAAAUGUCUUUUUAAAGGAUGGCUGAACUGGUGGCAAAGGAGAGGAAACUGGAGAGUGGAAGGGCCUGGAGUCAGCGUGUGCCUCGUACAGGCCACGCCUGGGGACAGGAGACUGACCAGUCCUUCCUACAGAGCCCUGUGCCCCUGGGGGCCGAGAGCCUCCAGGGGUAGUAAAGGAAACCGAGGAGGCCUGUGUGUCUCCGCCCUGACGCUGGACGGGUGGGACGGAGAGUCCCCCCCGAGCAUCUGGAGCGGCAGCCCGCACUUGGGAGGGCCUGCAGCUGGGGUCUUGGUCUGUGGAGCUGCCCCACUGCCAGAGCCUGGGGUCAGCUGAUUCUUCUACGUUUUAAAGCUGCAAAGAGUUUCUGAUCAAACGUAUAACAACUUAGUUCAUUGUGAGCAGGAGAGCUUCCAUUCAAAACAUUUCCUUUUGGUUUAGACUCAGAAAAAUAUUGUAUGAGAUCGAGGCAGAUUAUUGUGAAUUAGAUCAAGAGCACAGUGAUGAUGCCAGAAGACCUUCCAUUCACUGUUCUGCCCAAGGUUUGAUAGAGAAACCUCGCUGAACUCUUCAGAACCCAGAGGCCAGCCCCGCUCAGGCUUGCUUACCUGGUAUCUUUUAGGUCCUAUGGCUGCCAUCCAAAUGCCCAUGCUUACAUCUUCACCCUGCACAGGCCCCAUAAAGUUUAAAAUGUAAACAUUUAAAUGCUGUUUCAUCUAUAAAGACAAUGCCACACCCA